Molecule: messenger RNA, 2659 nt
Organism: Raphanus sativus (radish)
Lineage: Eukaryota; Viridiplantae; Streptophyta; Magnoliopsida; Brassicales; Brassicaceae
Product: pentatricopeptide repeat-containing protein At2g18940, chloroplastic
Exons: 1
Coding region: 143-2557 (804 amino acids)
Molecular function (GO): protein binding
Source: RefSeq, a predicted model, not a curated record
AUAGGGGACGAGUUUCUUACGGCCAUUCAAACUUCCUUCCACCAAAAAGGCCCUCUCUCACUCACUUUAUCUCACCAUCCUUCCUUGUUCACAAUUAGCAUUAUUAUUAUUAUUAUCUGGAUAACGUGUCUUUCCUCCCUCAAUGGACGCAGCACUCUCCCCUCUCAAACCUCCAUACCCAAUCCAAUCCAAGAGACCUCCUCCACCACCUCAGUCCCGUAACCACUCCCUCAAAUUCAGCUCCGCCACUCUCCACUUACCUCCUCCUUCCCCUCCUUCCUUCCCCCUCGACUCCCUCCUCCACCACCUCGUUCACCUCUCCUCCACUCCCCGCCAUGCCGCCAAUUCUCUCCAGGCGAAGUCGGCGGUUAAACCCGCCGUUCUUGGUAUCAACGGAGGACACGCGUCUUUGUGUAAGAAGGAGUCUGUGUUGCUCAACUCCAUCGUGGACCUCCCUCUCUCCGACCUGACCAGCUUCUUCGAUUCGGCGAAACCCGAGCUGAUCAGAACCGACGUGUUCGGUCUCGUCAAGGCUCUGGACGAUUCGGGGAACUGGGAGAGAGCGGUUUCGCUCUUCGAAUGGUUAGCUUCGGGAGACACGAAGCUAGAUCAUCAUGUUAUAGAGAUUGUGGUUAGGAUCUUAGGCAGAGAGUCUCGCUACUCCGUUGCAGCUAAGCUGCUCGAUAAAAUUCCUCUGAAGGAUUACACCUUGGAUGUCCGCGCUUACACGACCGUUCUCUACGCUUAUUCGCGCACGGGGAAGUACGAGAGAGCGAUCGAUCUGUUCGAGAGGAUGAAAGAGAUGGGUCCUACGCCCACGCUGGUGACUUACAAUGUGGUUCUCGAUGUUUACGGGAGGAUGGGGAGGUCGUGGGGGAAGAUUCUGAGUGUUUUGGAGGAGAUGAGAGGUAAAAGGAUGGAGUUUGAUGAGUUCACUUGUAGCACUGUGUUGUCGGCUUGUGCGAGAGAGGGUUUGUUGAGAGAGGCGAAGGAGUUUUUCGGCGAGAUUAAGUCGAGGGGAUACGAGCCUGGGACUGUGAGUUAUAAUGCUUUGUUGCAGGUUUAUGGUAAAGCAGGGGUUUAUACGGAAGCGCUGAAGGUUUUGAGAGAGAUGGAGGAGAACAAGUGUCCUGCGGAUUCCGUGACGUAUAAUGAGCUUGUUGCGGCUUAUGUUAGAGCUGGUUUUACCAAGGAGGCUGCUGGUGUCAUCGAGAUGAUGACGGGGAAAGGUGUGAUGCCGAAUGCGAUCACUUAUACUACUGUGAUAGACGCGUAUGGGAAGUCCGGGAAGGAGGAAGAGGCUUUGAAGCUGUUUUACAGUAUGAAGAAAGCUGGUUGCGUUCCGAAUACGUGUACUUACAACGCGGUGCUUAGUAUGUUGGGGAAGAAAUCGAGAUCUAGUGAGAUGGUGAAGAUGUUAUGUGACAUGAAGUCUAGUGGAUGUUCCCCGAACCGGGUCACUUGGAACACGAUGCUUGCUCUGUGUGGGAACAAGGGUAUGGAUAAGUAUGUGAACCGAGUGUUCCGUGAGAUGAAGAGCUGCGGUUUUGAGCCUGAUAGAGACACGUUCAACACGCUGAUCAGUGCUUACGGGAGAUGCGGUUCAGAGGUUGACGCGUCUAAAAUGUUUGGGGAGAUGACGAGAGCAGGUUUCAACGCUUGUGUCACGACUUACAACGCGUUGCUUAACGCCUUGGCUAGACAAGGGGACUGGAGAUCUGGAGAGAAUGUGAUCUCCGACAUGAAAAGCAAAGGUUUCAAACCAACGGAAACAUCUUACUCCUUGAUGCUUCAGUGUUAUGCCAAGGGAGGGAGCGUUUUAGGGAUUGAGAGAAUCGAGAAGGAGAUAGUCGAGGGCCACAUAUUCCCGAGCUGGAUGCUUUUGAGAACUCUGCUCCUCGCAAACUUCAGAUGCAGAGCACUAGCUGGGAUGGAGAGAGCGUUCGCUUUGUUUAAAAAGCACGGAUACAAACCCGACAUGGUGAUAUUCAACUCGAUGCUCUCCAUCUUCACAAGGAACAACAUGUAUGACCAAGGACACGAGAUCCUCCAGUCUAUCCGCGACCACGAGCUGACACCGGAUCUUGUAACCUACAACAGCCUCAUGGACAUGUACGUGAGGAGAGGAGAGUGUUGGAAAGCGGAAGAAAUCCUCAAGAGUCUAGAGAAAUCAAAGCUGAGACCGGACCUGGUCUCUUACAACACGGUGAUCAAAGGUUUCUGCAGGAAAGGGUUGAUGCAAGAAGCGGUUAGGAUGCUGUCGGAGAUGACGGAGCGUGGAAUCAGACCGUGCAUCUUCACUUACAACACGUUUGUUUCGGGUUACACGGCGAUGGGGAUGUUUGGAGAGAUAGAGGAUGUGAUUGAGUGUAUGGCGAAGAAUAAGUGCAGACCAAAUGAGCUGACGUAUAAAAUGGUCGUGGAUGGUUAUUGCAGAGGAGGGAGGUAUAGUGAAGCUAUGGAGUUUGUGUCAAAGAUUAGAUCCCUUGAUGCUUACUUUGAUGAUCAUUCCAUCCAGCGGCUAGCUGUUCGAGUACGUGAGAAUUUAGAAUCCUAAAUCAAUUUAUAUAUUUGCUUUUUCUUUUUCUUUUUUGUAGAUUUGUGAGUUUUUGUAUUGAAAUUUACAUUUUACAUGAAAUAAAAUAAGCAACUUUGUUCA